This is a messenger RNA of Penicillium olsonii, 1695 nucleotides long. NCBI's taxonomy places the organism in Eukaryota, Fungi, Ascomycota, Eurotiomycetes, Eurotiales, Aspergillaceae. The record is from the annotation of a GenBank genome assembly.
AUGAGCUCGACUCAUUCAAUAUAUGCCCAGGAUCAAAGUCCAGGACCCCUUCGUCGAAAGCGAAAGCCUAUUAGUUGCGAUCUUUGCCGAUAUUCCAAGCUACGAUGCGAUCGUCAACAACCUUGCGGCUCUUGCAAGAGACGUGGACGUGAGAACUCUUGCUUGUUUCCAGAUAAGUCUAAUCAAGGGCCUGGAUCGAUCAAGUCUCUUGCAUCACCCCGAGCGCCAAUAGGUUCUAGAGCCCACGAGCCUCAAUCUACUGCUCGAGGACGACUCGCCAGCUCUCCGGGAUCGUCUCGUGGCGGAGUCCGGACAGAUGUCAAUGGACUCUUUCCAGAGAGUGGAUGGGGAUCGGUCCUGGAAAGACCGGCCCCGCCGAGUGAUCCGGCCUUCGCACCAGACACUCUAUCGCCAUUCUCAAUGGGCCAACAAACAUCACUCCAGAAUAUCAUAGAGCUGCUUCCUCCAGAGCACUGCCGUGAUUAUCUGGUAUCUCACUUCUUCAAUCACAUCUGCGCACUGUUUCCCAUCCUUCAUGGUCCAACCUUCGAAGCGCAGUACGCUGCUUUCAAGCAGCAGCCGGUCGAAGUCGACCUAUCUUGGCUAGCCUUGCUUUUCUCCAUGUGUGCUUUAGCUUUGAGUACCACCGAGCCAACUGAUCCAAGACUGGCAGAUCUAUGGCCCAAAGGCUGUGACAACCAAGCCGAACAGACUGUCGCUGUAUCUCGCAGACUCCAGCAAACGGCCAUGGCGUGCCUUUUGAAAGAUCAGUUCUUUACCCGAUACAAAUUCAGCACGUUCGAGGCUUUGCUGAUGCUGAUCUAUCAUCAAUCGCAUAACGAGUCUGUCGAUCAGGGCUGGGCUCUGUUGGGGAUGGCCUUGAAUAUCGGCAUUGCACUGCGAUGCAACGUCACCACUCAACAGAUCAACACGAUAGAGCUCGAACGACGGCGUCGCUGCUGGGCAGGUCUGUUGACUUUGCACACGUACCAAAGUAUCUUAUUUCGUGAUGUCGAUAUGACAUUCUUACUUGAGAUCAAAGCCUCAAUGCCAGCGGACGUCAAUGACUCCGACAUCACCGACGAAGGCAUCCUACAGCCAUCCAGCGAACCAACCCAAAUGUCUCUCAUGAUGUUCAAACUUCGCUUGUUCCACCUCUCCGCCCAGAUCUGCCGUCAUAUUUCCGGCCCUUCACGGCACGACCAAGGCGCGCAGCUGAAGAGAUUUGACGAAGCGAUAGCCGCGGAACAAAAGCUAUGGGACUCCAAAUACAUGAUCAACGGGUCCCCCAAAAUCCUCAACUCCUACUAUGCCCAUUGGUGCGUCUUACAAACUUACGCACACCACCUCUUUCUCCUCCUCCAUCGUCCCUUUCACCAUUCCCAGACACCGAGCUUCAUCCCAUCAUCCCGCGAGAGAUGCAUCAGCUCUGCAGCCGCUUUGAUAAGUAUUCAUCGCGACCUGUAUGAAGUCCCCCUACUGAGGAACUUUCUCUGGUUAAUCAAUGGAGUGGUGAGCUUACAAGCACUUCAUGCCGCCGUUGCGCUCAACUCCUGCUUACGGGAUAUGCCGUUAACGUUUGACACCACCCCCUAUCGAUAUGAGUUGGAAAAGCUCAUGCUGCGCAUGGAGAGCUUCUCGAGCAGAAGCAAGAUAUGCUCAAAGGCGUAUCACGUACUUGAUCAUCUACAGUAG